Molecule: messenger RNA, 1809 nt
Organism: Aspergillus saccharolyticus JOP 1030-1
Lineage: Eukaryota; Fungi; Ascomycota; Eurotiomycetes; Eurotiales; Aspergillaceae
Exons: 2
Coding region: 353-1576 (407 amino acids)
Source: RefSeq, a predicted model, not a curated record
GUGAUCCCUUUUGCUCCAUCCUUCAAAGUUGCUAGUAUGCUUUCAAUCAAACACCUAUUCACACGGCUGGAAUAUGAUCGAAUGAACUACUAACUCACGCAGCUUUGACAAUCUGUAGAAGGAACUUUGCUCGUGUUCUCAAACAAAAUUAACUUACCAUUUUAAACAACUGUCCACACCUUAGCACCAACAGACUCAUCGCGCAAUUGUGGCGACAGGCCUAUACAACAACCGAUGAACCUCAAUCAUUGAACCUCAGCUGAACCCUGCAAUUCCAAACCAAGGGGUCAACCCUCUACCAUCAAGCAGCAUAUCUAUCUGACUCAAGUCAACCCCUCCACAGCUGGGAAGAAUGCCAAUGUCAAAUCUAUCGUACUGCCCUCUGCCCCCCCGGGACCAAGAUAUAUAUCGCUUCCGCAGCCGCUACAGCAUAAACCUAGGCCCCAUCUUCCUCCACGGCCCAACCUCACCAGACACGCCCAACACAAGCGAGCUCGAAACCCUCCAAACCACCAUAAAAACCACCACCCUCGACACCACAACCCAGAAGUAUCAAACCCACUGGCAAACCUGCCCCCCGAGCACCACCACUUUGCUCCACCUCCGCGACACCCUCCACUACAAUACCCUUCACCUCCCACUCAGCUUCCUCACCCUCGGCCCGCUUUUCAGCCAGGGCACGCCCUUCGAGGGCGGCCCCGCGCAGGUCUACACGCGCUGCUGGUCCGCCGUCAAGCACUUCAUCGAGCGAUGCCACACCGUCGGGAUCGGCGUGUUACUGGAUUUCGAUCUCGCGGCGAACGGGGUGGAUCUGGGCGCGAGUGCGGAACGCCGGGCGUUAGCGAGGGAUUGUGUGGCGUUUGUGGUGCAGGAGGUUCGGUUUCAUGCGUUGGGUGGGGUGGUUGGGGUCAGGGUGUCGAGGUCUAGCGAGGGGGAUGCGGGGGAGCAGCGGCGAGCGGGGGAGAUGGCGUCUAGUGGGCUCGGGGAUUGGGAGAGGGAGGUUAGGAUGAUCGUUCGUGCGAUUGAUGAGUUUUUGCCGCUUCAUAUCAACUGUACCAGCAGCAGCAACAGCAGCAGCAGCGGCAGUGGCGGUACUCCCGAGCAGUGGUUCCGCCAUUGCAGCGAGACGCCGCUUCAGCGACUCGAGCAACUCCAAAUCCACAACCCGGACCACUCGGCUCCAAGCUUUCUGCUACUCUCACCGGAUGAAAUACGCACCAAAGCGCAACAAGCCCGCAUCGAGCGGCCACAGCUGCUGAGGGAGAUCUUGAUGCGGGCGGAGGCGGCCGAGGCGCAGGCAGCGAGCAAAAAACCAAAGCUAUGGAACAGCCCAGCCGGACGCCAGAGUUUCGUCCACGGCUGGGACGUAGGGUUCAGCGAUGCGCUGCGCUUCUUCGACGCCGCGGUCGAGAGGUUGCUGCCGGCGCGGCGCACCGGGGCGGACAAGAUCGGGGAGGUGGAUCUGUGGGCGCGCCGGCGGACGAGGGAUGUGGAGCGGCUGGAGGAGGAUUGUCGUGCCUGGGAGUUGGGGCUGCGACGGGGGAUUGCUGAUUUUGAUCGGUUUGUGGGGAAUUGAGAUGGUCAGUCAGAGGGCGUCGCACUCGGGAAGGAGAUAACUAUGGGACUAGGAGCUGUGAGUGACUACAUAGCAUACUAGCGUAUGGUUGCAUGCUUUGCAGUGGAAUUGGAGACAGAGUAAAUGCAUGCGGAGUUUCAAUGACGCUAUUCCUGCAUGGAGCUGAGCCUGUCUAUUCAAAACCAUCCGUAACCCAUGACCUCAUCUGAAUCCCUAAGAAAAUACAUAAUAAU